AUGUUUGGUUAUAUCAGGAAUCGUGAGCACUUGUGCCACUGUUGAACCUUCAUAUACAGGAGAGAGAGAGAGAGGCAGGACAGUAACAAACAGACAACACAGCUGGUGUCUGCAGACGGGACAAGAGGUAGAGCUGCUUGCAACAAUAACAGCAACAUCCAAACAGUGGACUGACAUUGGACAUACAUGAUUUUCUCUGUGCAUUCUUGCACGAGAUGUGCAAAAAGUAAGUGACCUACAAUCUUUUGGCAAUCAAGAGGUGUUAAUGUGUUGAGUGUUUAGGAAAGGGGGGAUUGAAAGGAUUAGUAGAGAUUAAAGUUAUACUUGACAGUAUGGCAGUAGCUAAUCCCUGCCUACAGAAGGAGUGGGAUGAAUGGAAGAAAGAUACGCAGGAAAAAAGGAGGAGGAAAUGGAGGGAGAGGGUGAAUCUUUGGGGAAAAGUGGAGGUGAAUGAGGAGGAGGAGGAAGAAGAGGAGGAUGAUGGGAAAGAAAACGAGGAGGACACAGACAGUGAGGAAGUGAGUGAAGAGGAGAGGGAGGAGGAAAAUGAAGCUGGUUGGAAGGGAGAAAAAGAGGAAAAGCUGGAGGAAGGGAGUGAACAGGAAGAAGAAGGGCAGGAGAAGAAAAUAAACAGGGAAAAAAAGGACAAGGCGAAGGAAGCACACAACACAGAGAAAGAGGAGGAAAAGGGAGAAAAUGAAAGAGAGAGGAAUGUUAAGGAGAACAAGGAAAUGGAUUCAGAGGCGGAGAGGGAGGUGACGGAGGCAGAGGAAAUGGAGGAAGGGGAAGAGAAAAUGUUAAAGAGGGAGGAGGUGGAGGAGAAGAGGGUGAGGGAAGCAGAGGAACUGGAUGAAGGGGAGGAAGUGGGAGAAAAUGAGGUAGAGAGAGAGGUUAAGGUCAACAAGGAGGUGAAUGAGGAGGAAGUGAAGGAAGUGGAGAAACUGGAGGAAGGGGAAGAAGUGGGGGAAAAUGAGGUAGAGAGAGAGGUUAAGGUGAACAUGGAGGUGGAGGUGGAGGAGGAGGAGGAGGUGGAGGAGGAGGAGAGGGAAGUGAAGGAAGUUGAGGAACUAGAGGAAGGGAAGAAAGGUAAAGAAAAUGAGUUUGAUAGGGAGGUCAAUGAGAAUGAGGAAGUGGAAGAUGAGGAAGGGAAGGAAGUGAUGCAAGGAGAAAUUGUUGCGAUUGGGGUUGAGGGGGAGGUUAGGGAGAAUGAGGAGAUGGUUGAGAGAGAGAGGGGGGACACAGAAUCAGAGCAAUGGGAGGAAGAUGGAGAAUCAGAGGAAGAGGUAGAGAUUAAGGUGAACAAGGAGGAGGAGGAGGAGGAGGAGGAGGAUGAAGACAGGGAAGUGACAGAACAAGAGCAGGUAGGGGAAGAUGAUGAUGGGAAAGACGAGCAACCGGAGCAGGAGCAAAUUGAACAUUACGACCCUAGAAUGCAGUUUAGAGAAUACAUAAACGAAAGGGGGAUUGAGGACGAACAUGCUCAGCAAAACCGAGAGAGCGUAGCACAAGAAGAUGGAACAGUAAAAGAAGAAGACAUUUUUUCAGAUUCAGUCGAGCCCGAUGAUGAAGAUUCUGACUGGAUGGAAUCUGAGGAUGAAAGCUUCAAGUCAGAGAGAAAGAACGAAGAGAGAGCUACUGAAGAACAAUGCAAUGAUCCCAGGGAACUGGACAAUCUUGAUGAAAAGUCAACGAGGAAUGAAAAUAGCACAUUAGGAGCGUGGACUUCGAAGGAAAGACGACAAGAGGAAGACGAGAGUGAGAAGCCUACAUAUGAGGAAGAAACAGUUGCAGAAUCUUUGACAACUCACGUAGAAGAGUUUCAAGACUGUCAAGAAAAACUUCAAGAGGAAGAGGAAGACUCUACAGAUGACGAAGAUGCAGAAUAUUCAAUGUAUGAAGAUGUGGAUAGUAAUGAAGAUGUGGUAAAGAUUUACUGCAAAGAUGAUUACCCUACGGACAUAUUCUGCACUCUGAAAGAGUUUAGGGACUCUUCCCUUCUCACCGACCUAACUUUGAGCACAGAAGAUGGGAAGAGUUUCCAUGUCCAUUCCCCUGUUCUGGCUGCUGUCAGCUCCUUUAUCUGGGAAGGCCUGAGUAGAAACAAUAUAGAAAAUGAUAGAGUUGAUGAAAGAAAAGAUGAUGGCACAAGAGUUGGAACCAAUACGUGGUCACUGUCCCUGGGUUCAGCGGUAGAUCAUGUUGGAUUAGAGGCAGUUGUGGAGUUUGCCUAUUCUGGACUUAUAUCUUGUCUGACCAAGGACACCGUGGAACAGAUAAAGGCAGCAGCUCAAAAGCUUGGCGUUCCCAGGGUGCUGGAUCUCUGCACCGAGGAAGAGUCCACAAAAACUGAAGGUCAGAAGAACAAAGAAAGGAUCUCUGCUGCAGAACAAAUGAUGAUCAGUCUUCAGUCCAUCAAACAGUUGUGGAUGGACAAGGUGGGCUGUGAUGUUAUUUUGGAAGCUAUUGGAGACUCGCUGCAUGUCCACAGAGUAAUCCUAGCCGCAAGUAGUGACUACUUCCGUGGCAUGUUCACGUUGGGGAUGAGGGAGUCGCAUCAGACUUGUGUGACUCUCCCCUUCCUCUUGGCCUCAGAGCUGGAGGUUCUGAUCGGCUGCUCCUACAGCGGGACUCUGCCCCUCAGCUGGAGGUGUGUCUUUGAGAUCACUAGUACCACUCUCCAACUCCAGUACCAACCUGCCCUCUCCUUGUGCCUAAACUUCAUGCAACAAGAAAUUAAUCCCCACUCCUGCCUGGAUGUGGCAUCUUUUGCUCAGGCUUACGAGAUGGUGCAGCUUCUCGAAGUUGCGGAUGAUUUUGUCUUGCGACAGUUCCAAAAGGUAGCAUGCACCUUAAAGUUCAAGGACCUGCCAGCCAAAAACCUCCUCAGGUACUUGAACAGUCACUCACUCUGUGUUCCAUCUGAACUUGUUGUAUUCAAAGCAGUGGUGGCAUGGAUUCAAGCUAAGCCCAAGAAAAGGCUUAAACUUGCUAAGGAAUUGAUGAAAACUAUUCACUUUCCCUUGAUGACAUUCAAGGAAUUCAAAGAGGUUCAGUCUCUGAAUAUGUGGUCGGAUCACAGCCUGGUCGAGCUCUAUGAAGCAGUUUUUGAGGAUUUCUGCUCCAAUGACACAGCACCACAGAGUCAGUGCCGCAUCUACCUGCCAAAAGAGAGUCUGGUCCUGAUUGGAGGUGACCGGAUCUCUGAAGAUCUGGGUAGCCGCAGCAUCAGCAAAGAACUCUGGUUUGGGAAUUCCCUGAGGAACCAUACAGGGAUAAAAAAGAACAUGGAGUGGAGAAAGUUGGGAGAAAUGCCAGAGCCCGCGAGGUUCGGUCAUGAGGUGGCGGUGCUCAAAGGACAACUGUACGUGUUUGGUGGGAAGAGGUAUUAUGGAGUUGGUGACACCCUGAAUUCUGUUUACAGGUAUGACCUCCAUCAAAACAGCUGGGAGAGCCUGGCUGAAAUGCACGAAAAGAGAUGCGCUUUCUCUGUGGUUGUGCUAGAUGGAAAGAUAUAUGCCAUCGGUGGACACUGUGACCCUGAGUAUAUUGAUAGUGUGGAACGAUACUGCCCCACUGCAAACUCUUGGAGCUUUACCUGGCCCAUAGAUCUGCCUCUCGGCGGGCAUGUUGCAAAAAUUUUACAAGGACAGAUCUUUGUCUCAGGAGGGCUGAACAGCGACUACCGUUGUCUUGCAUCCAUGUUUCUCUACCACCCAGAGACCGGGAGCACCUAUCUGGCAGACAUGACUAAACCUCGGGCUCAUCACUGCAUGGAGGCCCUGGGUGACCGUCUUUAUGUAGCAGGUGGAAUCACCACAGAUAAUAACAACACCAUUGUUGACCAGCUAGCCUGCGAGGUGUACAAUCCUUCAGCUGACUCCUGGACUGCCUUAGCAUGUCUAAAUGUGCCACAUGUUGGAGCAGGAAGUGCAGUUUUGGAGGGAAAGUUUUAUGUGCUGGGUGGAUACAGCCAGGAGGACUACAGUGACACUAAAAUGGUCCACCGUUAUGAUCCCGCCACAGAGAGAUGGGAGAAUAUGGGCAAGAUGCCUGGGCCAAACAGUGACAUACGAGCAGCUCUGCUGUGUUUGCCAUCACAUUUCCGAUUGUGAUGUGAAGAGAUCCAGUAUGUCACUUAUAGUUUUUAAGGUUUAAUGAUGCUGAAUUUCAUGUUACUUAAUCCAUGUUAAUUACAGCAUUAUUUUUGUAAUUUUGCAAACAUUCUUCCAUUGUAGAUGAGGGACGGAUAGGUAUGUACAAUAAUCAUGUCUCACAAUAUCUUGAUUGAGAUAAAUGUAUCUUUUAUUUUAGGGAUGCCAAAUGUAGGAUAUCUAUGAAUUGUAGUGUAUUUUUGGUGCUAUUAAUUUAACUAAACUGUUAAAUGUGCUGUAAUUAAAUUUUAUAAGUUUUAGUUAGGGAUGGAGUGAUAAUUAAUUCCUUAAUAAAACAUAUUAUAUUUAGUAUUUUAUGUAGUUAUUAGUGUAUGUACUCAUUACUGCAAUAACCAAAUAUGACCACAGGAGAGAGCUGUCCCACUUGUGUUCAUAGUUGCCAUAGUUUUAGUGAAAGGCUGGUGAACACAUUUGUCAUUGCUGAAGGUGCAGACAGAGACAUCCGAGAGAGGAAAAUAGACAAUGUAUUGAGUUUAUUGUUUUGCAUUAAUUAUUCUGAAGGUUCACACAUACAUACUUCUAAUAAAAAUUUACCUAAACAUUUAAAACAUGUAUCGAGCCACUCUAGUUUUGGAUAGAACCAAAAUACAAAUAUAUGUCUGAUCAUCUACAUUGGGAAGAGGAGAAACCCACUGAAGGUUGUGUGUCCAUUCAGGUUAUCAAACACUCUGCCGUUAUCCCACAGCUCCAUGUGCACAGUAUCUCCAGCAGCCAGCUGCAGAACAACAGCGUUACUGCUACUGUCUGAGCCGUCUACUGAAGGGUCAUCAUAGGUUGAAAUCUGACGGACAGCAUUCUUCAUUAAUAUGGCCCCCACUAUAUGAGUGUUGUAGCCAUAGGAACUGAAGCUAAAGUAGUAGAGACCAUUUACUGGUGCUGUGAAGAUGCCUGUAACACACCAAAGACAAGCAGAUGCAAGAUGAAUCACUGAAAUCACAAAUAGAUUUAUGAUUUACUUCUUAAAUAUUUCUGAGAGAAGAGCUACUGGAGGAAAACAUUGCGGGGAGAACCCAAUGAAUUAUGGCUUUUCAGGACCUGGGUUAACUAACAGGGAACUCAAAAAUAAAGUAUUACAACUGAAA
Molecule: messenger RNA, 5254 nt
Organism: Seriola aureovittata
Lineage: Eukaryota; Metazoa; Chordata; Actinopteri; Carangiformes; Carangidae
Exons: 4
Coding region: 333-4112 (1259 amino acids)
Molecular function (GO): protein binding
Source: RefSeq, a predicted model, not a curated record